AUGACUGCACUGCUCCAGAUGGGCAUCUUCGGCGAUUCGAGCUCGCCGUUUGAUGAAUACAUCGACAAAGUUACUGCCGAACAUCUGACCACUGAAAAUUGGGCAAUGAUUCUUGACGUUUGUGACAAAGUGAACAGCGAUCCACGUGCUCCGAAAAACGCGUUGCUAUCAAUUCGUAAGCGAUUAAAUCAUCGUGAUCCUCAUGUGGUGCUUCUGGCUCUCUCAGUAUUGGAUUCUUGCUGGAGUAACUGUGGACCAGCUUUUCGUAAAGAAGUUUCUUCUGCUAGUUUUAUUAACGAAUUGCAGGCGAAAGCCACGCAUAGUACUCGCCUUGUUGCGGAAAAGACAAGAAUGAUGAUCCAGAAAUGGGUGGAAAAUGAGUGCAAAUCUGAU
This is a messenger RNA of Ostertagia ostertagi, 393 nucleotides long. The record is from the annotation of a GenBank genome assembly. Lineage: Eukaryota; Metazoa; Nematoda; Chromadorea; Rhabditida; Trichostrongylidae.